GAAAGAAAAUGAUGAUUGCAUAUCAAUAACAAUCCCAACAAGUGUGUAUGGACAUGAGCAGAAACUUAAAAUUGAUUAUGCAUACAUUUUUUACUGGUGCUUUCAAAGAGAGAUUGGAGCUUCACAUUUGUCUAUCUUUAUGAAGUACUUGAGCGAAAUGUGUAAACAAGAUAGUGUUGCUGGAAUGUAUGGAUUUUGCGAUAUUGGUUAUUUAUCUCCGCUGACACCAAUGACUGAAGAAGGACGGUCAGACUAUUUAGCAAGUGUGUUUGGUCAAAAUGAAGGGAAGAAUCUUAAUCAACUUUUCUUUGCUCCGUAUAAAGAAAAUCCUUGGAAUGCAGUGGUGUUUUGGCUAGAUCCAGAUGGAGCAGAAAAUGAAAUUAGUGAAUUUGCUCAAAAGACCAUCAAUGAGUAUGUAGUACAUCACAUAUUCAUUAUAUCUACAUAUAAUGUGCUUAAAAUCAGUUUGCUUUCUUUGUGUUGUGAUUGUUUAAUUUAUGAGGACGUAUAUUACAAUAUCGAUAAUUACUAAUCUAAUUUUUUUAUAUUACAUUUUUUUAGUGGGAUAAAAAAGUUUAGCCAAAAACAUCGAAAAGACAUUAUCAAGAUAAAAAAGAAUCCAGGAAUUAGGUG
This is a messenger RNA of Chenopodium quinoa (quinoa), 633 nucleotides long. RefSeq lists its product as uncharacterized. Bases 140 to 532 code for a protein of 130 amino acids. The record is from RefSeq and is a predicted model, not a curated record. NCBI's taxonomy places the organism in Eukaryota, Viridiplantae, Streptophyta, Magnoliopsida, Caryophyllales, Amaranthaceae. The transcript is spliced from 3 exons.